This is a messenger RNA of Cornus florida, 1044 nucleotides long. RefSeq lists its product as uncharacterized. Bases 1 to 1044 code for a protein of 347 amino acids. The transcript is spliced from 2 exons. The record is from RefSeq and is a predicted model, not a curated record. Lineage: Eukaryota; Viridiplantae; Streptophyta; Magnoliopsida; Cornales; Cornaceae.
AUGGCUAUGUUUGAGACAUACAAAAAUAUUCCACUGAUCCGCAUUUAUGUCAGUAAGCCAAAUGAAAAGGAUAAUGAAGUUGUUAGAUCAGUGGAAGAAGAAGUUGACACUGAUAAUGACAGUGUUUUCAGUGUUGAAAAUCAGAAUGCUGACACUGAUGACAAUGCUAAAAACCAAAAUGUUGAGAAUGAGAAUGCUUACAGUGAUGGCAAUGCUGAAAAUCAGAAUGCUAAGAAUGAUGAGUUUGGUAAUAUUGAAGUGGAUGAUGAGGAAUUGGAUGAUGUGUCCAUGUAUGCACCAAGUGAUGAGUUAUGGAGUAUUCACAGUGAAUCUGAUGAUAAAGAGAUUAAUAGUGCACCUAGAAAACCAAAAACUAAAAUUGCAAGGGAUGAGAGGAAUAAAGAAUUGGUUAUAGGCAUGAAGUUUGCGAAUGCUAAAGAAUUUAAAGUUGUCUUGAGAGAACAUGUUAUUGCUAACAGGUAUGACAUAAGGUUUAAGAAGAAUGAAAGAAAAAGGGUCACUGUUAUAUGUGUGAAUGAAUGUAGAUGGAGGAUACAUGCCACUUUGAAAGGAAAUGGCAGCUUUGAGCUAAGUACAAUUAAAUCUCAUGAUCCUGAUUGCCCUGAAGCUGAGAUAAAUAGGCUAGUAACUUCUACCUACAUUGCAAAGAAGUAUGUGCACAAUUUUAGAAAGCUACCUGAAUGGAAAAAUGAUUGUAUCCAACACCAUGUUGCUGAUAACUUGGAGAUUGAAGUGUCUAGGUUUAAAAUGAUGAGGGCAAAGAGAAAGGCCUUGGAGAUUAUUGAAGGUCACCAUGAGGACCAGUUUUCCAAAAUUAGAGAAUAUUUUGCCCUUGUAAUGAAGACAAAUCCUUGUAGUGUUUGCAAGAUUAUGCUUAAUGUUGUUGGUAGAGAUGGAGACAACAGUUUUUAUCCCAUUGCACUUGUUGUUGAAGCAGAGACUAAAGACAGCUUGGAUUGGUUCAUAGAGGAAAUGGCUGUUAUUAGUCCCCACAAAGCAAUAACUUGGAUUUCAGACAUAUAG